This is a messenger RNA of Nomia melanderi (Alkali bee), 1037 nucleotides long. RefSeq names its product ribosomal protein L10Ab (gene RpL10Ab). NCBI's taxonomy places the organism in Eukaryota, Metazoa, Arthropoda, Insecta, Hymenoptera, Halictidae. The record is from RefSeq and is a predicted model, not a curated record. Gene Ontology annotation, molecular function: RNA binding; structural constituent of ribosome. Gene Ontology annotation, biological process: translation. Gene Ontology annotation, cellular component: large ribosomal subunit.
GUCUCAAAUGAGCAAUACGUUUUCCUUUCUAUGUCUUACAACUUUUCGCUACUACCUGCUUGAAAACGAGGUUGCAGUUCUUUCCGGUUUUAGUUGGGCUGGAGGUCGGUUUAUUCUUGUUAGUUCUCGUGCUCUACGUGCAGCAAAAAUGUCGUCUAAAGUUUCACGUGAUACGCUCUAUGAAUGCGUGAAUAGUGUAAUUCAAAAUUCACAAGAGAAAAAGAGGAAAUUUUUGGAAACUGUGGAACUCCAAAUUGGUUUGAAGAAUUAUGAUCCACAGAAGGACAAACGUUUCUCAGGCACCGUCAAAUUGAAGAACAUUCCAAGACCAAAGAUGCAAGUUUGUGUUUUGGGUGAUCAGCAACAUUGUGAUGAAGCUAAGGCUAACAAUAUUCCAUAUAUGGAUGCGGAAGCAUUGAAAAAAUUGAACAAAAAUAAGAAGCUAGUUAAAAAACUAGCUAAGAGGUACGAUGCCUUUUUAGCCAGUGAAUCUUUAAUCAAACAGAUUCCUCGCAUACUUGGUCCUGGUCUUAACAAGGCUGGUAAAUUCCCUGGUCUUCUUUCUCAUCAAGAAUCAAUGGUAGGAAAAAUUGACGAAGUCAAAGCCACGAUCAAGUUUCAAAUGAAAAAGGUAUUAUGUCUGUCGGUUGCUGUAGGACACGUGGAAAUGACUCCAGACGAACUGGUGCAAAAUAUACAUCUUUCAAUUAAUUUCUUGGUUUCAUUAUUAAAGAAACAUUGGCAAAACGUUCGUUCUCUCCACAUAAAGUCUUCCAUGGGACCUCCUCAAAGACUGUACUAAUUUUAUUAGUAUAAUUAUACAAAUGAAUAAAAGAGGAACAAGACAAAUUAUGUUGUAUUUCUAUUAUGCGUAAUAUCCUGCAAUGUGUUUAUAAAUUAUUGUAAUAAAACAAUACGUUCAAGUAUCGUGCACGUAUUUCUAUAGACUGAUAAUAUUUAUACUAAUUGUAAAAUCAUAUACAUUAUUAAAUAGUAAUAAUAGGAAUAUUGUUUAUAAACAAGAUGUUCUUUUCGUG